CCGACCAAUCCAUCACAUCACCGGCGUGAAAAUAGAGUCCAUAACUCGCUUUCCUUCCAGCCCUCGGUUUUAUUUCUCCCUCUUGAGUCUUGACUUCUCCGACUCAAUCCAAACCCACCUCAAAUAAAUAAGCUCAGCGCAAUCCAAACCAUUCUUCCCAAUCCCAAAUUGUCCACCAAAAUUUAUCCCGACGGUUGGAUUGACCGCAGACGGAUACACGGAGUUUUCUCGUUUCAGCAGAAUUAAGUUUAAAUAAAAAUCGAAAUCUCCAAUUCCCCCAUUUCCCAUUAUUUUUUCUUCGGAUUCCCCACAUAAAGAUCGAAGCUUUCUCCCCAGCUGCAUUCUUCCCCCCCCCUUGGGCGUUUGAGGGAGAGGGAGUUGGUGGGGUUGUUUCAAUCUGCCGGAGCGAGGGCGGGGCAUAUUCAGCCUGGCAAAUCUAGGGGAAUUGCGCCCUCGCUUGCCUUUGAAGCAACCCAUUGCUGCAUCCGCCGGCGAUCGCGACGACAACAACCACUCCCGGCCUUGGCGUCGGAGGCUUUCAUCCUUCUUCUUCGCCUCUUUUUCUUCCAUGGCUUCCUACUCCUGGGCCUCUGCUCUCAGGAUCACUGUCCUCCUCCUUCUCCUCGCCGCUGUGGUUGUUGCCUGCUUCACUCUCCCUAUUGAAAAGAUACUGAAGGACUUCUUGUCAUGGGUUGAGCAUGAUCUUGGGGCUUGGGGUCCCCUUGUGCUUGCUGUGGCAUAUAUACCUUUGACGAUCUUGGCAGUUCCUGCAUCAGUGCUCACUCUUGGUGGCGGAUAUCUUUUUGGUUUGCCUAUUGGCUUUGUUGCCGAUUCUAUUGGUGCUACGAUUGGUGCGUGUGCUGCAUUUCUUCUCGGAAGAACUCUUGGUAGAUCUAUGGUUGUUGCCAAGUUAAAGGACUAUCCACAGUUCAGAUCAGUUGCAAUUGCUAUUGAAAGAUCUGGGUUCAAGAUUGUUCUGUUGCUUCGGCUAGUUCCGUUGCUCCCUUUUAACAUGUUGAAUUAUCUGCUGUCGGUUACUCCUGUUUCUUUUAUGGAGUACAUGCUGGCUUCCUGGUUAGGAAUGAUGCCAAUAACACUUGCAUUAGUCUACGUUGGAACAACUCUCAAGGAUCUUUCUGAUGUAACGCAUGGUUGGAUGGUUCUAAUAUUCACGGUAACCAAAGUCGCCAAGUCCGCGCUGGACAAAGCUUUGGCUGAAUGUGAUGAAAUAGAUGGGUCAUUGGCCUCACCGGAGUUGCCAGUGUCGGUAGAUCCUUCAAGUGAUCUGAACCAGCCUCUGUUAAUCAAGAUAGACAGUGAAGAUUACAUCGAGAACAAACGAAACCAGUGAUGUAUUUGUAAAUCCUUCCCUCUAUGUCAAAAGCCAAUUGCUUCCAGUUUGAUAGUCAAGCAAUUUGGUGCUCACCCGGUUCUGUACAGUCUGAACGUCGUGCCUGAUCGACAUUCAAUCCCCUGAUAGUGUCUCUAAAUCCAGCCUCUUCUCAAAUGCCAGCCAUGAACAUAGUUUUGAAAGCACUGUGUGUUCGUUGAUGUGGACAAUGCCAGUGCAACUUUGGGUGGAAAAAGAUGGAUCUCUUGGAAACUUAGUGUCGGCAGAUAGAAGCAGCGAAAUAUCUUCUGGGUUACAGAGCUUUGGCUCCUUCCACUGACCUAACCAAUUAACUUGUCAGACAAGCACUAUAUUAUGUAUUGAUAUUCAGAAGAUGUUGUACCUUCCAUUUGCAGGUUGUGGGGCACAUUAAUCAAAGAUUGGUAGAAGACUUUUCUUCUUGUUGUGAAGUGGUCUUGAAACUUGGCAAUCAUGUGAGAUACAGUGGGUUUCCAAUGUUGAUUAGAUAUGGAAUGGGAACUUUGCAGGAAGCCCAUGUUCUCCUGCAUAAUUCUUCUAUGAAUGUGUUGCCCGUUGGUGGUGAUAACCCUUCAUAAUUGGCCACUCGCUUGUCUUCUUCAAUCAAACAACUAAAAUUGGAAAGGAAGCCCAUACAUAUAAUUGGUUAGACUCUUGUUUUCAU
Messenger RNA from Linum tenue, 2033 nucleotides. The record is from the annotation of a GenBank genome assembly. NCBI's taxonomy places the organism in Eukaryota, Viridiplantae, Streptophyta, Magnoliopsida, Malpighiales, Linaceae.